AUGGCCAAGUCAAAAGAAGAUCUUAUAGAUGUUGAUGAUGAGGCUUUAAACAUUACACGAGCGGGAGGAGGGUACUCUUGGGAAGAGGAGUAUAGACGUAGUUGGGAUGUUAUUCAAGAAGAUGAAGAUGGUAGUUUGAAACGUACAGUAGAAUCUCUACAGAAUCUAUUGAAACGUAAAAGAUUAUUACGUGAUACUGCAACAAUACGGCGAGGGAUUAUACGACAUUUGUUUUUGAUAUUAGAUCUUUCUGAAGCCAUGGCGGAAAAAGACUUGCGACCUUCUAGAUUGGAAUUGACGCUUUCAUAUACAGAACAAUUUAUUUUGGAAUAUUUUGAUCAAAAUCCAAUCAGCCAACUAGGAAUAAUUGUUACUAAAACUGGUGUCGCAGAAAAAAUUACAUCUUUGUCUGGUAACAAACAGACAAAAACCUCUUGA
Molecule: messenger RNA, 438 nt
Organism: Entrophospora sp. SA101
Lineage: Eukaryota; Fungi; Glomeromycota; Glomeromycetes; Entrophosporales; Entrophosporaceae
Source: the annotation of a GenBank genome assembly